AAACUUUACGACAUUCUCACGGAUCUGAGACUUUCCCUUUUAGAUAUUUUCAGACAAGAAUUUUUAAUCUCUUGUUCUUCUCUUUUUCAAUUUUUGGUUCUUCUUGCCGUCGUAGUAACCUUUGCUUUUUAAUCAUUUGCUUGAGCAUUGUGUGUUCUUGUCCUCUCGAAUUCUGAUUGCGAAUUUAUCCCUAAUCAAAGCUUAGCGAUUUAGGAAAUUCGAUCUCUCUCUCUCUCUCUCUUUUGCCCUAGAUUUAGAUUUUUUUUUUUUUGUUCUUGGUCUUUCUUUUCAUCGUAAUAUAAUGAGUUUCUGGGUUUCCAUGCUUCUCCUCUUAUGUGCGAUAGCUGGGUCAUGCUUACCUUCCGGGCUCGCUUCCUCCGUUGACGUUUGCGAUCAUCAUGAUGAAUUCGAGGUGUUCCGUUGCGGAAUCGACAGAAAGUGUCCUCCUUUUCUCUAUCCCAGACCUCCAACAGAGGUGGAUGGAGACUUGCUAGACAGACUCAUGGAUUCACAUAACCAUGGAAAUGCUUAUACUUCCAUACUAUUUUAUUCCCCUUGGUGCCCCUUCUCAUGUUUAGUACGCCCAAAGUUCGAAGCGCUGAGUUCAAUGUUCCCCCACGUAGGGCACCUGGUUGUUGAGCAGUCUCAGGCUUUACCAUCGGUCUUUUCUAGGUAUGGUAUCCAUAGCUUGCCUUCAAUCUUGAUGGUGAAUCAAACAUUGAAGAUGCGAUACAUUGGUCCAAAGGAUCUUGCAUCCCUGAUUCAGUUUUACCAACAUACAACAGGUCUUAAACCCGUUCAGUGUGUGGAUGAAGCUGAACCUAACCUGAUCAAAUGGCUACACAACGGUUCAUCUAUCAGAGAGAUAGCGGAAAGAGAUCCAUAUUUGGUACUCGCACUGAUGUUUCUGUCUUUGAAACUUGCAAUUUUGAUCUUCCCCAUCAUGGGAGCGCGCUUGAGAACGUUAUGGGCAGCUCAUGUUCCGCAUCUGAGCUUGGGAAUACUCGGUGAGACUAGCCAGCUCUUUGGCCGUGCGUUGCACAUGAUCGACGUGAGGAGGCUUUGGAUUAAACAGAGACUUAACAAGACAAGGGACUUCCAAGAGAGAGCAAAGAAUGCGCUUGCAUCUGUCUCGCUAGGAAAAUCUACUUCACAAUCAGCUUAAAGGGUGCUGAUGAGCUUAGUUUAAUUACUUUUCUUUUUGUGGACUUGUUAUCAACUUUGGAGUUUGGAGUUCUUGUCUCUGUAUGUAAAUCAUGUUUUGCUUAUUUGUGAAUAAUUCAUCUUUCUUUCUUGAAUGUGUGUAUUCCGGGUCCACUUCGUUU
This is a messenger RNA of Brassica oleracea var. oleracea, 1325 nucleotides long. Its product is annotated as 5'-adenylylsulfate reductase-like 7. The record is from RefSeq and is a predicted model, not a curated record. The transcript has 4 exons. NCBI's taxonomy places the organism in Eukaryota, Viridiplantae, Streptophyta, Magnoliopsida, Brassicales, Brassicaceae. Bases 302 to 1165 code for a protein of 287 amino acids.